AACGGGGACUGACGCAUGGCUGCGCAUGGAUGCGCUGAACCCUCGCGCAUGUGCGUCUGGGUAAACUGGCGCACAAAUUCUCCCCCGUUCAGGGGGGAGGAGCGUCUGCACCGGGACGCCACACGACGCAGCGGCAGCAGCAGCGGCGGCAGCAGCAUCAAACCCUCCAGGUCCACCUCCUGCAGGCAGUGCGUCCCCCUCCCUCCACACCUGUAAGGUCACUUCCAGCCGCACGCCGAGCGGAAAACGCACAACAAAGCGGAGCAACAGACAAAUAUGAUCGACACCACUUGAGGGCAGAGCAUCGGAACGACAAAGGUGGAAAAAAAUCUGUUUAGAAAUGAUGAUGUAUCUGAUCCAGGUGGUCUUAAUUCUUGUCGUGACAGGCAUGGUAAAAGGCUGGGAAUGCAGCGCAGGGUGCAGUCCAGAAAAUGGGUUUUGUGAGAGGCAGGGGAAGUGCAGGUGCAAGCCUGGGUGGCAAGGAGAGAACUGUGACCGGUGCAUUCCCUUCCCUGGAUGUCUGCACGGCUCAUGUGAGAAGGCAUGGCAGUGUCUCUGCGAGGAGGGCUGGGUGGGCAGCCUGUGUGACCAAGAUACUCGCCUGUGCUCAUCCAGGCCGUGUUCCAGCAACGCCACCUGCAUAGAGACGGGAGAGGGAGGAUACAUGUGCAUCUGUCCUCAAGGAUUUGCCGGAAAAGACUGCCAUUUGAAGAAGCAGCUCUGCCUGGAGUACGGCUCCCCGUGUCAGAAUGGAGGCACAUGUGUGGAAGCUAGCGGCUCGGCAGCAUCCACUUCCUGUUCCUGUCCCUCUGGGUUUUCCGGAGACUUCUGUGAGCUCGGCGUUGACAGCUGCCAGCCUAACCCCUGCCUCAACGGUGGCAACUGCACAAACCACGGCCUCACUUUCACGUGCGCCUGUCCGCCGGGCUUCACCGGCUUCACCUGCAACGACAGCGUCUCCUCCUGCGCUGGCAGGCCCUGUUCCAGCGAGGGGACGUGCGUCCGUCAGCGCGACGGAACCUUCCAGUGCGUCUGCCAGAAAGGGUUUGCGGGUCCGACUUGUUCUCUGCGCCACAGACCGAAGAGCAGAAACAAGCCACUUGGCGCUCGGCCGGUGGAACACCGCGUGCUCGCCCUGGCGCCCCAGCACUACUCUCUGCCCGCCCACGCCUUUCACAAGCUGCUGAAACCCCCCGAGAGAGACCUGCUGAAGAUCACCCUGAAGGAGACCGUCCACUCCUCCGGCGUCCUCGUCACCCACGGUCAGCUCAUCUGCUUCGGCAUGCUGGCCCUGCUCACCUGCCUGGUCAUUCUAGGCACGACGGGGAUCGUUUUAUUUGGCCGCUGCGAGACGUGGCUGGCUAACGCCAAGUACAGCCAGCUUGUUCGACAGCAGCGGGAACACCUGCUGAGGGAAGCGGGAAGCCCGAGCCAGGAAGAGCCGGAGCACUCGGUAAACAUCAUCCUGCCAGAGAAGAUUAGACUCUCCAGCUUCGGGAGACACUACACCUCAAUCUGAUUUAAACUUCCACUCGGUCCGUCAAAAUAAAAGCUUCCACGACGGAGGGUGACUCUAAAAAAACAGAUUCUGAAUAUUAUGUUCCAGUUACGAAUAAUCAUUAAAAAUGUACAGAAGCUGAAAAGAUCUCAUUGCCUGACAUUUCGGAAGUGAAUAACGGCUCCAGUUUGAUGGGAAAUAAAACGAAUAAUCAGUUUGUGAAUCUCUUGAUCAAUCUUGUCACAUUUCUCAAUCAUGCAGAGACUGGUCAAAAGAAGUGAGAACAAACAUUUUAAAUACAAAUCUAAUGACAAACUUACCAUGUACAUGUGACAUUGUUAAAUGUUAUACAUUUGAUAUGUAUUUACUGAAUUCUUCAGCUAAUUCCUGCACAGGAGGGGGUCAUUUUUUAGAUGUGUUUAUUUUCAUAUUGUAACAGUGUUUUGUCCUUGUAUUUUUACAUUGAAGUGAAAGUUUAGUCUGACAUAAAGGCGACCUGUUGGGGGGGCUGGAAUUUGGGCGCUAAUGUCCAUAAACACAAAUAAUGGGAAGAAAUCCACUUAAAAAAAGAGGGAAUCAAGCUUUCUAAAAAAGUAGAUACUUAUUUAAAGGCUUUUUGUUACAGAUUUUUUUUUUAACUAUUUGAGGCAACAAAUGUUGCCAAAAAAAAGAUCCAUAAUUUAAACUGCUGCCACAUCCAAAUGUAAGGUGUAACUGACACUUCCCACAAAGAUGCUGCAGAUCAGUCGUAUGUUGGGCGUCCGCCAUGAAACCAUGACUGUUGUAUUUAUAGAACAUCAGGUACUCUGUGAGACCCGUCAGUGCUUUAUCUCCACGUCUUCAAUAUUUUCUGAACCUUUAGGGACCUCAGAGCAGAUCUAUGUACGAGAUUUUAUUUUACUCCUGCAUGAAAAAAAAAAAAAAACUUUCGUUAUUCCCUCGCAUGCAUCUAAAACAUCCUGAUUUGCCUGUUCAAUGCAUAUUAUAGUUGUGAUUGUAAAAGAGUUUGAGGCUUUUUUUGUUUUAUAUUGCCAUUUAAUUUGUGCUAUCCCAAUUUUAUUGCCUUUUUUUAAAAUAAACUCCAUGAAAUAUC
Oryzias melastigma (Indian medaka) is the source of this 2591-nucleotide messenger RNA. RefSeq names its product protein delta homolog 1. Lineage: Eukaryota; Metazoa; Chordata; Actinopteri; Beloniformes; Adrianichthyidae. Gene Ontology annotation, molecular function: calcium ion binding. The record is from RefSeq and is a predicted model, not a curated record. Bases 341 to 1519 code for a protein of 392 amino acids. The transcript is spliced from 6 exons. Gene Ontology annotation, cellular component: protein-containing complex; plasma membrane. Gene Ontology annotation, biological process: establishment or maintenance of epithelial cell apical/basal polarity; heterophilic cell-cell adhesion.